Messenger RNA from Chaetomium globosum CBS 148.51, 510 nucleotides. RefSeq lists its product as uncharacterized. The record is from RefSeq and is a predicted model, not a curated record. NCBI's taxonomy places the organism in Eukaryota, Fungi, Ascomycota, Sordariomycetes, Sordariales, Chaetomiaceae. The transcript is spliced from 2 exons. Bases 1 to 510 code for a protein of 169 amino acids.
AUGGCCGACGUAAUGGCGCAACCACCUCAAGCCCAGGCUGGCACCUCCCAGCCCUUCGUCUCGAAAUGGGCGUCAAGGUACCGCGGGGCCACAGUCGAAGACCUCGACCCGCCCGCCGCCCUCUCGCUGACCCCCUCGGACCGCAUCUCGGUCGCGCUCAUGUCGGCCUUCGAGCGCGACUACACGCACCUGACCAUCACUGACUCGUCGACGCGCGCCCUGCUGGGAUACCUGUCAAUCCCCCACCUGCAGGCGCUGCUGGACGCCGGCCGCGUGCGGCCCGAGGACGAGGUGCGCACCGCCAUGGUCCGCUUCCGUCGCAAGGGGGCCAAGUACAGGGUCAUUACGAUGGAGACGCCGCUGGAGGAGCUGGAGGGGUUCUUUGAGGGGGUCGAGACGGGGGGGCAGAAGCAGGAUUUUGCGGUGAUUACCGAUUCGGCGAGGAGGUUUGUCCUGGGGGUGGCGACCAGGGCGGAUUUGGAGGAGUUUGUGAAGCGGCGGCCGGCUUGA